Messenger RNA from Panicum virgatum (switchgrass), 333 nucleotides. RefSeq names its product spidroin-1-like. The record is from RefSeq and is a predicted model, not a curated record. NCBI's taxonomy places the organism in Eukaryota, Viridiplantae, Streptophyta, Magnoliopsida, Poales, Poaceae. The transcript has a single exon. Bases 1 to 333 code for a protein of 110 amino acids.
AUGGCGCGGGGCGACGGCGGCCGGCGGGCGCUGGGCGGCUCUGGGUCGGGGGAGCAGGCCCUCGGGCGCGGAUUACCAGGCCUGGCCGGGGACGACGUGGCGCUCGCCGGGGGCGCCCAUGACGCUUGGCGGCGGCGUCUGGCGAGCGUUGGGCGGCGGCGGGUCGGGGGCGCGGGCGGAGUAGGAGCUGGUGAUGGCGCUGGGAGGCAGGCCGGCAGCGCCCCCGCGACACAGGGACAGGGCGCGGGCGGGCGCCGAGCUGGUGGAGGCCGGCGCUGGCGGCUGGGAGCCUGGGACUGGAGCUGCGGUGGACGGGGGUUCACCCACCUGUAG